AUGGACUAUAAGGCAAUUGCCCAACAAACUGCCCAAGAAGUUUUAGGUUACAGUCAAGAUAUAUCGGGCUGGAAAGUGGUUAAAAUUUCAAAAAAGAUAACUGUUUCCAGCAAGGCUUCUAGAAGAUUCCUGGGAAAUCUGUAUCGUAUUGAAGGGAUAAUUCCAGAAUCAACAACUAAACUAUCUGAUUUCCUCUACCAACCUGGAAACAGAGUUACAUGGGAUAAAUCAUUGAAAGUGUACAAUAUGGUACACAGGAUAGAUUCGGACACAUUCAUAUGUCACACCAUUACACAAAGUUUUGCUAUGGGCUCAAUUUCCCCCCGAGACUUUAUCGACUUAGUAUACAUCAAGCACUACGAAGGGAAUAUGGACAUUAUCAGUUCUAAAAGUGUGGAUUUUCCAGAAUAUCCUCCAACUUCAAAUUAUAUUCGUGGUUAUAACCAUCCUUGUGGCUAUGUGUGUUCACCUCUGAAAGAAAACCCAGCACAUUCCAAACUAGUGAUGUUCGUCCAGACAGAAUUGAAAGGAAAACUAUCUCCAACAAUAAUUGAAAAAUCUAUGCCUUCCAACUUAGUAAACUUCAUCCUCAAUGCAAAAGAUGGAAUAAAGACACACAAAACUCCUUCAACACGUGAUUACCAUCAUAGUGGUCAUACAUCAUUCCAAAGGAGGAAAUGAGGCCAUUCUGCUGCAAAAGCGUGUGUAGCAGUUAUUGCAGUUUACUUCUAAGUCGACAUGCAAAAAUGCUGUGAAACUGUCCUACACUGUAUUCUUAUACAAAUUACUGAAGAUUGGUGUGAAAACAAGAACUUACAGCUAUGCCAGAAAGCAGUAUUAAAUAUAGUUUUUAAUCUCAUAUAAGAAUGAUGUUAAAUAACCAGUGAUGUUAGUACACUGUUAUUAUUUGUUUUUGUUCC
Molecule: messenger RNA, 920 nt
Organism: Lepus europaeus (European hare)
Lineage: Eukaryota; Metazoa; Chordata; Mammalia; Lagomorpha; Leporidae
Gene: STARD6
Product: StAR related lipid transfer domain containing 6
Exons: 6
Coding region: 1-681 (226 amino acids)
Molecular function (GO): lipid binding
Source: RefSeq, a predicted model, not a curated record